Molecule: messenger RNA, 2499 nt
Organism: Phaeoacremonium minimum UCRPA7
Lineage: Eukaryota; Fungi; Ascomycota; Sordariomycetes; Togniniales; Togniniaceae
Product: putative alpha-l-rhamnosidase a protein
Exons: 2
Coding region: 1-2499 (832 amino acids)
Biological process (GO): carbohydrate metabolic process
Source: RefSeq, a predicted model, not a curated record
AUGCUUGGCCACGCUCUGCGGGCCAGCUUGUUUCUCUCGCUAACGGCUGCCACGCCCUUCAUUGAUUACAACAACCUGCCCAACGAGACCAUCUUUCCUGGCCCUUGGGAGGAGAGUAUCAAAGCCCCUGCCAACAAGUCUUAUAUCAGGCCGGCGCGAAUAUGGAAAGCGAGGGGCAAUGUGUCCGACUCAGGCUUUGACGCAAGUCUCCGGACAGCCGAUCAUGACUCUGGCAGUAGCAUCCUCAUUGGCAUUGGGGGCAUAUUGACACUUGAAUUUGAUGAGAACAUUGCAGGGAGGGUAUGCUUCGAUGUCGAGUCGGUGGGUGAUUACCCAACUGUUAACUUGGGUUACUCCGAGUCGCCAUUCUUUGCAGCACCAGUGCCAGAUGCUACUACCGAUCGAAAAGAAAGAGACCUGCCUCUGGCCUUUCCAUUCGGUAACAAGACUGGCCAUAUCUGUGUUGAGAAAGAGUUCAUCAGAGGCGGCUUCAAAUACCUAACUAUACAGUUGCCGUACUCCUUCCGUUAUGAUCAAUCCAAGUCCCAAUUCUGGGAUGCCAUUGACGGGAUCGCGAAUGCAGGACAAAGAGUUCUCGGCCUGCAGCCCAAACCUCUGUCCUCAGUCCUGCGACCCGGCAGCAGCACCUACCGGCGACCUUUCGUCGCGCUACGUAACAUAUGGGUGCACUGCACAGCCUUCCCUUCACAGACAAACGGCCGAGCAUACAGCGGCUAUUUCUCCAGCUCGUCGCCUCUGCUCAAUCGCAUUUGGUACGCAGGUGCCUGGACACUGCAGCUGUCCACCAUCGACCCGGUCGAGGGCUCGGCACUGAUCGAUUAUAACCGCGCCAUCGACGGCAACAAGAGCCCCACGGGCUCGUGGUACAGCAACUUCACCAUAUGCAACGGCUCCGCCGUGACCACGGACGGCGCCAAGCGCGACCGCGUCGUCUGGCCGGGCGACAUGUACAUCGCCGUGCCCGGCAUAGCCGUGUCGACCUACGACAUGCUGGCCGUGCGCAACGCGCUCGACGUCCUGUUCGACCACCAGUACGAGGACGGCAGCCUGCCGUAUGCGGGCCCGCCGCUUGGCUUCAGGGGCGAGUUCAGCGACACGUACCACCUGCACACGCUGCUGGGCGUGUUCAACUACGUCCUGUACAGCGGGGACGUGGCGUGGCUGGAGAGCCGCUGGCCGGCUUAUCUUCGUGCCCUGGAGGUGAGUAUGGCCAAGGUCGACGAGCUGGGGCUGUUGCAUGUCUCCAGCACCGCCGACUGGCUGCGGCCAGGGAUGACGGGUCACAACCUUGAAGCAAGCGCGAUGCUUUUCGAGGUGUUCCGCCGGACGUUCCAGCUCGUGGAGUUCCUCGGCUCCGACUGGGUUGUGGCAGAGCAUGUCCGCGCCGCGACCAAGAAGAGCUGGGAGACGAUGCAGCGCACCCUAGAGAAGGGCCUCACGCGCCUGUACUGCGCCGACAGCGGCAUGUACGCCGAUAACGUCGGGCGGCGGGGCUGCGCCGGUCCGGAGCGGUGCGAGGCGCAGGACGGCAACAGCUGGGCGCUGAUUAGCCGAAUGGCGCUGCUCAACGGGGAUAGCCCAACUGCCCGCACGGCGUACAACGUCUCGGAGAACCUGCGUGCGCGGUGGACAAAGUACGGCGCGCCGGCGGUCGAGUUCCCGAACACGAUCAGCCCCUUUGCGUCUGGGUUUGAGCUACUGGCGCACUGCGCCGCGGGCAACGUCGAUGCCGCCGUCGAGCUGAUGCUGCUCGAGUGGGGAUACCUGCUAAACGGACCAGGUUUCACAAACAGCACGCUGGCCGAGGGGUUUAGAAUUGAUGGAUACGUGCAGUAUCCUGCGUACUGGAGCGCUGCGCGCAAUAGCCACGCUCACGGCUGGGCGUCGGGUCCCACGGGCGUGCUGGUGACGGAGGUCUUGGGUAUUGAACUCCAGGGGCCAGCGGGUUCGUCGUUCGUUAUACAUCCCGAGCUUACUAGAUGGCUUGGCUGGGUGACGGGUGGGUUUGCCACGACAAAAGGCAAAUUUGAGGUGACAAUGUCAAGGGCUAUAGAGGUUGACGAGGAGGGCCGUAAAGGGGCAAAGGGACAAUUGGUGGUGAUAACCACACCACCGGGCACGAGUGGUACCAUCAGGUUGGGCCAUGGUAGCUUUGAACAUGAGGUGGAGAUGCAGACUGUGGAGAGGACGAGAGCAUGGUUUGUGAAGGAUGAUGAGGUAGUCCUCCCUCUAAACGACGGCACCGUAUCCAUGCUCGUUGGAGGAGAAAACUUGCAAAACUUUCGGAACCGAAUCUCGUGGGCUCAGUUGCCAAAAAGCCCUUCCGAACGGGGUUUGAGAUUGAAGUAUGAUGAUAGCUUCACCAAACCCAAGAUAGAAGACCGCCCGGUGGGAGUAAUCGAUUGGGAUGCUCUGGAGAAAAACUACGCUCCUUCUCUGUGGGAUAUGGACUGGAAGAUCCAGGGCUCUGAAGAAUAA